Naegleria fowleri is the source of this 1278-nucleotide messenger RNA. RefSeq lists its product as uncharacterized. Gene Ontology annotation, biological process: proteolysis. The coding region runs from base 1 to 1278 and encodes 425 amino acids. The transcript is spliced from 3 exons. NCBI's taxonomy places the organism in Eukaryota, Heterolobosea, Eutetramitea, Acrasida, Naegleriidae. The record is from RefSeq and is a predicted model, not a curated record. Gene Ontology annotation, molecular function: serine-type endopeptidase activity.
AUGUUCGAUUUGGCGAAAUCAUUCCACCAACCACCACCACCACACACAUCUCGUUGUCGUCGUGGCAGGCCCUCUCCCAUCUCUUUCCUCCUGUUUGGUUCACUUCUCAUGUCGAUGAUGCUCUUCUGUAUUAUUCAUCAUCAUCUUCACGAUGUUGGUGGUGGUUGUAUUCAAGCUCAACCUUCUCUAUCUCUCUCUUCUUCCCACCCAACUAUGGAACGAGUUCCCCAACGAAAGAGACAACAAGCGGCCUCCAUCGCUUCAAGUCCAUCCUCCUCCAACUCGCCCAGAAGUAUUUCCAUUGCGGGAGGAAGUCUUGCCUCCUCUCAUGAAUUUCCCUUCAUGGCUUCCAUUCAGCAAGUCUUGUCGAGUACCUCGUCGUCGCAUUUCUGUGGUGGAUCAGUGAUUGCAGCGAACUUUAUUUUGACUGCAGCUCACUGUGUGUACGACAACAAUGGGAAUAUCCUUUCGCCUUCCACUGUGAGAGUCUUUGCUGGAAGCAGCAGUAGUUCUUGCACUAAUCUAGCAAGUUGUAAUUACAAGAAUGCACUCACCAUCAUUCCACAUCCAAAUUACAAUACCAAUACCUUAGAAAAUGAUAUUGCUCUCAUCCAACUCAAUGGAAAUUUAAAUAUUGAUGGAACCACCACGAGAUUGGCCUAUGUUGAAGGUGGUUCAAUUCCUCUGACAACAAAUUUUGCUGCCACUGUUGCUGGAUGGGGAUAUGUGGACUCUACAAAUACGGUUCAAACAAAUUUGAUGAAAGUGACAGUUCCUGUGGUACCUGCAAGUAUUUGUAAUGGAUCACCACUGUAUUUGGGAAUGAACUCACCCAUGCAAGUAUGUGCUGGAGAUGGAGCUGGACAUGAUGCUUGCCCAGGAGAUUCAGGAGGACCUCUUUUCCGUUCGUUAACCUCUUCCACAAACGAUUAUGUGGUUUUUGGAGUUGUGAGCUAUGGUCCUGAUGGUUGUGGCGCUGGUUUCUCCACCAAUCGAGGUGUUUACACCAAUACAACCUAUUUCCUUUCCUCUUUCAUCAAACAAUAUGUUCCUUCGGUAAAAAUCAGUUCCUAUUCAUCUGUCACACCAGUAGUCUCUUCUCCCAAACCCCAAUCCUCUUCUCCCAACAAUAAUUCAUCCUCUCCAGUUUCAAAUACUUCCACCAAACCAACAAGUUCAAAAGGAACCAAAGUUUCAAUGGCUCCAUCGAAUGUCCACAGUCAAUAUUGUGGAGUCUUCUUACUCACCAUUAUGAUUGUAUUUUCACUGUUAGUGUGA